Molecule: messenger RNA, 4085 nt
Organism: Orbicella faveolata
Lineage: Eukaryota; Metazoa; Cnidaria; Anthozoa; Scleractinia; Merulinidae
Product: coiled-coil domain-containing protein 60-like
Source: RefSeq, a predicted model, not a curated record
UUGUAGUCCGAAUUUUAGUGACGUCAUGUGAAAACCAGCUAUAAAAUAAAGUCCUAAUAGACCCUUUACACGAUCCGGUCACAUGGUACGGAAUUAAUUAUGCUGGGACGCAAGUUACACAGUGGGACUUCCAAAACAAAGGAACUCUUACCAGUCCAGCCCGACGUUCCUUUGUUUUGGAAGUCCCACUGCGUAACUUGUGUCCCAACGUAAUUAAUUCCAUACCAUGUGACCGGAUCCUACAAAGGGCCUAUUCCUAAGAUCACUGAAAACGGAACGCCCAAGCAACUCUCACUAAAAAUCAGCUGCAAAAACCUUGUAUUGUAUUUCUAUCGGACCUUUGGUAUUCUCUCAAGUCACUGUUCUUAAAAUAGCGAACAGUCAGAGUCACUUCCUUUUGUUUUAUUACUUUUUUGCCAACCACGAGGUGUCCUGACUGCAAUUGUUUACAGUUGCCAUGGUUAUAACCUUUGUUCUUUUGAUUUUAUGCAAACGAGGUUCUCAAUGAACAAACACUCGUCUUCAGCAACAUGCAGUAAUGCGCGUAACGUGGAAAGUAUCUCUGGGCGAGAUUCCCCCAGAUUGUGAGUCGAUUCUGAAGUCAGGAUAACGCUUCAUCCUUCAGGGGAGACAAUGCCUGAUUCUGACAAUCCGCGCUCUUACGUUCGCCCGGUGCCUUUGCCCAUUCCUUCACAUCAAGGCUUAAAGAUCACAGCUCGAAAUGCGAAAAUGUACACUUGCGAAGUUCCGGCUCGGCGAGAAGUCGCUAGGGAAAAUUAUGAACGACGAAGACACCAGAUGAGCAAAUGUGGUUAUCGAUCGGUCAUUUACAAGCCGUAUCAACCGGUUGGGGAGGUAUACCUGGAUGAUAAGAAGCUUAUUUUGAAUGCGCUGGGACAGGAACAAACCGAACAAGAUGACCAGAUUCAAGAUGAAUCAUCAUCAUCAUCAGGAGAGUCAGAAUCUGAAGAUGAAGAAUCCCUACGACAAUCCAAGGAUCAGCAACCUGUUGUGCCACAGCCGACAAACUACAAGCCAAAAGUUAUAAAUGACAUCAAGGCACAGGUCAACAAGGGAAGGAAAAUGAUCCAUGCUGUUAGACUUGGCUUUGGAUUGUACAGGCUUGUCCAAGAGGAACAAAAUAGAAAGCAAGCUGAGGCUGAGAAGGAAAGAAAAAGGAAAGAAGAAGAUGCAAAGAAUCAGAUGAAACCUGCAUCUACAGACAGUGAAGAUUCAGAUGAUGAAUUGGACAUUGAACUUAAAAGUUAUAUGAUUCCAGUAUCUACCAGUCCAACUAGAGAGAUUGAAUCAGGUUUUGGGGAACACCUUGACCCACAACAAACUCAGCAGCGACCUGGCAGUGCACAUUCAUCAGCAAGCAGCCAACGGUGGAAACGGCUAAGUACGACUGUUAGUGCUGCAUUUCGGAACCCCCAGACCCCCCAGCCACAGGUACAAGUGUCGUCUCCAAGUCCCUCCCCGUCAACAGAGUUAGAUAUUGACAGAUCGUCCACAGCUGAACAGCCAGGAAUGGAUCACGUGAUGGCAAAUGCACCAUCUAACCCCACCCUCGCCCCCAGGCGGUACCUGCACCCACCCAAAUCAGCGGCUCACAGCACCGUCUCGAAAAGCAGCCGCAGGUCAAGAAAGCUGAAGAGUCCACGUCCAUAUUCACCCGUGUAUUCCAAUAUCAACUACAAUGACGUCGCGGACAGGAAAAAUGUAUUUCGCCAGCUAUGCGCGUUGAACUGGAUAUUAGAAGGAAUGUCUCAGGAUCAACAGCCACCGGUUAUGCCGCCAAUCACGAGCUGCUGGAAAUUAAAAGACUUAAACGAAGACCCAAGAACAAUCCGUAAAAGAGUAGAAAAGGACAGGGCUACUGAUAAAGAUUGGGUCACAUUUAAACAGAAUCCUGCACGAUUUACACAGCGCGGGACUCGAAGAGGAACAAGACGUAUUUCUAUUCACCCGAACUUCAUUCAGCGCUUUUCCACCACUGGCAGCGGUGGCCAGACCCCAACUGUAGGACCCAAUGUUCUUCGUGUUCCCUCGGAUUCUCGGCCGCGGAGUGGCACUAGUAACACUGCAGAGACUGUGGCAUCGACGAGGACAGAGAUACAAACCGAGCAUGCGCAUGCUGACCAAGUGAUUCCUCAAGAAGACAGUGUCAGCCAAACUCAAGGAAACUCUCCUCGUGAUGGGCCCACGGUAAGCUUUGUGGACCCAAAGAUAAGAGCAGUGUCAGCCCCUCCUGGACCAGUAGGUAACCAGACGGCAGUUGCAGCAGGGGCAUUACCAGUUACCAUGUCUGGCACCACGCUGAAUGGGGCCCUGCAAAAUGGAACUCCAGGAGGUGCCGAGAAAAAGACACCAUCCAAGCUUCAAAAGCAGAAAUCGUUUACGGUCACUACUGUGUAUACGCCGCCUUCAAAUCCGAGCAAAGCUAUGCAGAAAAUACGUGCCAAGACAAAAGCUGCUAACGCUUUCAAGACUUCACUGUCGCACAAGGAACUGGAAAAACUAGCGUCCAAACCCGAAGAACAACAAACGGCCAGUGAUUCACGUGUCAGGGCCUGGGUUCAAGCUACCGGCGCAGUGAAUACGAAGAGGUUUGCAGCAGCAGCCAUAGCAGCGUUUGGCGCCAUAAGCUUGGAUCAUCGCGCUGAGAAAGUUCCUGGAGAUUUGAAAACGAAGUUCAACGAAGUGGCGGACGAGAAAGCUCUUGUGUUACACGAUAACUUGGAGGUCAGAGACAGGAGUCGUCUUCAAGUGUUAGAGCGGAAACUGAUGUGCCUAGAGACGUUCAAUAACAUCUACAAAGCUCUGGAUCAGAUGAGGAGCAGCAGUGUAGUGCCUGAGACGGAAACAAACGAGGAGAUGAGACAGCGAGUCACCAAGGAGUGUAAAUGGUACAAAGACUUACUUAGCAAUCUACCACAAGAAGUGAAAGCUGAUCGAUACUGCACCAUAGUCUUAAAUAGGAUCGCUAGUUAUGGCUCGCUUGAAGGGCGAAAGAUAAGCAGUAGUCAGUUUCUUAAAGUUUUGUCGACGCUGCGUGUCUGGGAAAUCUGCGCUCCUGAUAUUAAUGCAGCUAUUGAGUUUGUGCGAGAAAAGAUCGUGGAGAUGUCUGAGUUGGAGUUCGAAGAUUGGAUGAACGCAAAGUUUCCUCAGCCACAGAGGCCUGUAUCUGCACCACCACCAAGAAGCAACGGCUUUCGAUAUUAGGAUUACGUCAUAUGUUAGAUGAAGCGGAAUCUGAUCGUGUCUUGGCGAAACAUGAUAUUACCAAAUGCUGUUAGGAAGUCUUAUUCGUUGGAAACUGUUGAACUGACGGACGAACGACCGAACGAUUGACCAACUCCGAACAAUUGACUAACUCUAAGUGACAGAAGCUGACAGAAGGACCGAGCAACUGACCGAGUAACCGUCAGUCAGACAGACAGACAAAAUGAAAGACGGACGUCAGAGGUGACAGUCAGACAUUACCGGCUCGAGCAGUCAAAGACUGACGGACCGAAUGACCGACCGGCCGACCGGCCGACCAACUAGUCAGAGAGACAGAUAGACAGACAGACGGCAGACGGACAGACAGACAGCCUAAAACAGUGAAUAUAAGUCAAAACAUACGUACGACUUCGUCUGUCUAUAAAUAACAUCAGUGUACACAUACAGGCAAUAUUAAUUUAUAAACAAGUAUUUUAUGAUAUAACGUUACGAAAACAACUGAUAAACAGCUCAUGCAUGCACAAUGAAUGACUAAACUCUAAUCGAGAAAAAGUAUAUCAUUUGAUAGUUUAUUACUCGUGUACGUGUGUUAAAUAUAGAAUACAAUCGAGCCAAAAGACUGAAAUACGCGUCGUGAGAGUGCUUGACGAAUAUUUUGAGAACAUAUUUUUCUGUAAUUUUUGAUACGUUAUGUAUAUUUUUUUUAUAAAGAGAAAAUUUGUUCAGAAAGUAAAAUUGCACAUAUUUUUUAUAAAAUCAGUAUUAUACAGUUUAGAAGUAAAUUGACUUCAGACAUCACAGAGAUAAAAACCAUUUGUUCUUCUACUUGUUGUUUUCCUGAAUAUACAGUGUUAAUGUUA